This is a messenger RNA of Austrofundulus limnaeus, 346 nucleotides long. RefSeq names its product villin-1. Gene Ontology annotation, biological process: actin filament severing; barbed-end actin filament capping; actin polymerization or depolymerization. Gene Ontology annotation, molecular function: phosphatidylinositol-4,5-bisphosphate binding; actin filament binding. Lineage: Eukaryota; Metazoa; Chordata; Actinopteri; Cyprinodontiformes; Rivulidae. Gene Ontology annotation, cellular component: cytoplasm; actin cytoskeleton. The record is from RefSeq and is a predicted model, not a curated record.
UGGUUCUGAAGUGAGCGUCCUCUCAGAAACGUGUUUUUAUCCCUCCCAGGUGUGGCGCAUUGAGAAGUUGGAACUGGUCGAAGUGAAGCCGAACCUGCACGGACAGUUUUAUGGAGGAGACUGCUACCUGGUGCUGUACACGUAUCAGGUGUCCAGCAGAAAGCAGUACAUACUCUACAUGUGGCAGGGACGUCACGCCACGAAGGAUGAGAUCACGGCGAGCGCCUAUCAGGCCGUCAACAUCGACAACAUGUACAACGGAGCCCCCGUCCAGGUCCGAGUGGUCAUGGGGAAGGAGCCUCGCCACUUCCUGGCUAUAUUCAAAGGCAAACUCAUCGUUUUUGAG